Ooceraea biroi (clonal raider ant) is the source of this 1007-nucleotide messenger RNA. It is a transcript of the gene mRpS26, whose product is annotated as mitochondrial ribosomal protein S26. NCBI's taxonomy places the organism in Eukaryota, Metazoa, Arthropoda, Insecta, Hymenoptera, Formicidae. The record is from RefSeq and is a predicted model, not a curated record. Gene Ontology annotation, cellular component: mitochondrial small ribosomal subunit.
CGCACUAUGUGAUUGAUUAGCAAGAGAGAGAAAGAAAGAGAUAGAACGUGAGAGCUAUCAUAACCUCCUUUUAAGCAAGAAGAUAACCAAAAAGAGCCGACACAGCGAUAAAAUAUUUACUUUAAUCCUGGAAAAUAUAUUGUGCUCUAAAAACGAUGCAGGUAAUGCGGGUAAUGAAUGCCAAUGCUCUGACGAUGAGUACCAUCGGAUUCAGCGAGUUCAUCCCAAAUUCCGUUUAUACACAAUGUGUACGCUGGAAGAGAAAGCCAAUUUGGUUGCCCCCGGCAAAAUCCAAGUUAUUCCGUGUACCAAAGAAACCCGUCAUACCUGACGUGGAGAACCAGGAGCUUCAGAGUUUAUUUAAUCAUUAUAGGACGUACAUGACGUCGCUUAGGACACACAUUGAGCAAGUACAGAUGGCAAAUAGACAAGUACAGUUCGACAAAGCGGUUAUCAAACAAAUGGAGGAAGAAGAUUUUCAAGCAUGCAGCGCCAUAAACGACGAGUGGAAUGCUAAGAUAGCCGAGGAGCGAACGGUCAGAUUGGCAGAGAUGAGGAAGAGGCGUAAGGAAAAUAUCUUAGAGAGAUUGGUGGAGCAUGAGGAGAGGCAGGCGAGGAGGAACCAGCGGAUCGACGAGUGCAUUAGAAAAGCCAAGGAAGAAGCACCUACGUUUAUCACUGCGGAGAACGUGGACGCGGCGAUCGAGGCGUGUCUGGAGAACGUUGUCGAUCACAAUCGCGCGUUGGACUUGAAUGGAGAAUGGCACGUGGGCAAGUACCCUCCCGUCUCGAACCAACCUGCCGAGGAGACGCAAACAGCAGCUGUCGCCGAGCAAUAAGCUUAGUUUAAAAAACUGACAAUUAGACUACUCGGAGAGAUAAAAUAAUGUGAUGGACUUACUUUGCUAAAGCAUUUUAGAUCCUUGUUGAAAAAUAAUGAUAAUAAUUGUACGAACUGCAACUAUUGUAUCAAUUCAAUAAAUAUCCCGCGCGAUUGUUCCCGAUUG